AUGGUGGCCUCGAUGCUUGCGGGCUAUGAAUGCCUUCAGUUAGCCAAGUCGACACAUGUAGCUCUUCCUUUGGCACUCGCGUACCACUGCGGCCAAGCAUUCCGAUGGAGACAAGUUCAUGUCUGUCCCGAUCCACAUGGUCCCUCUUACGUCGAAUGGUCAUUGUGCAUUCAUAAUCGCGUCGUCUUUCUCGUGCAUGAUGUGGACGAGCACUGCCUAUAUUAUCGCACAGUUCAAGCAAGUGGCUCUAUGAAGAGCCAUGAUACAGGAGCAUGGUUAUGGGACUAUUUAAAUUUGAGAGCGCCCACGUCAACGUGGUACCAAGAAUGGUGUCAGCGCGAUCCCAUUUUUGCUAAACAUGCUAAACGUUUUGCAGGUGUGAGCAUUUUGCGUCAGGAUCCUUGGGAAUGCAUGUGUGCCUUUAUAUGCAGCUCCAACAACAACAUCCCGCGAAUCAGUCAAAUGGUGCAUAAGCUGUGUGAUCAUUUCACGGAGCCAGUACUGCAUCAUACAUAUCCGCCAGGCUCCCAUCUCUGUACCUCCAUGAGUCCUGAAAAGAAUGGACUUCAGAUCGAAAGCACGGAGCCACUCCAUCUAACGUACCAUCCAUUCCCAACGCCUUCGCAGCUGGCUGCACCCGGCGUCGAGCAGAAACUACGUAAUCUAGGUUUUGGAUACAGGGCCAAGUAUCUGACUGGAACAGCUCAGGCACUUUGUGCACUUGCCAAGGAGUCUCUGGCGGCCGACGAUACAAAGCACGCGCACAUUGAUCAAGCAGUGAAUGACUAUUUACUAUCUCUUCGAACUAAAUCCUAUUCGGACGCCAGGGAGGCAUUAGUUCAGCUACCUGGUAUUGGACCCAAAGUGGCAGAGUAUGUUCGUCCAUGCUGA
Malassezia sympodialis ATCC 42132 is the source of this 891-nucleotide messenger RNA. RefSeq names its product 8-oxoguanine glycosylase OGG1 (gene OGG1). Lineage: Eukaryota; Fungi; Basidiomycota; Malasseziomycetes; Malasseziales; Malasseziaceae. The record is from RefSeq and is a predicted model, not a curated record. Gene Ontology annotation, cellular component: nucleus. Gene Ontology annotation, biological process: base-excision repair; base-excision repair, AP site formation. Gene Ontology annotation, molecular function: 8-oxo-7,8-dihydroguanine DNA N-glycosylase activity.